Molecule: messenger RNA, 4229 nt
Organism: Anopheles coustani
Lineage: Eukaryota; Metazoa; Arthropoda; Insecta; Diptera; Culicidae
Gene: Psa
Product: puromycin-sensitive aminopeptidase
Exons: 5
Coding region: 50-3196 (1048 amino acids)
Biological process (GO): peptide catabolic process; proteolysis
Cellular component (GO): cytoplasm
Molecular function (GO): metalloaminopeptidase activity; zinc ion binding; peptide binding
Source: RefSeq, a predicted model, not a curated record
UACUGACGUACAUUGAGUACAUGCUUGAAUACUCACCGAACAACAAAUCAUGAUUAAAUCUGUUCUUACAAUACGUGGGCAAAGUUUGCCGGCAGUGAUUUCUACACCUGUACAACAGCACCUACGUUUAGUGUCUCAGCUGGUUACGAGUGCCGGAGGCUGCUCGAGCGAAUCCAUUGCCCAUUUUGAACGCCAUCGAUUGAAGUGUUGUUUGCCGUCGUCAGUCACGUCACCAAAGCCAACACGACCAGCAGCAGCGCAGUGGAAGAUAUCAGCUCGAGAAAAAAGUACCGUCUCAUCGACCGUCUCCAACAACGCCGCGUGGCGACAGUCACCACAUUGCACCGCUGCCACCGCUAUUUCUGUCCGCAGCGGCAUUAACGCCUUCGACACCGUAGUGUCUGUGAAACUCUGCCGCCGCCUGCGAACCGCUGCUCUCCAUCCGUGGUCGUUCGGUGCUCGCGAUAAGGAAGUAACUGUACUGCAUCUGUGGAACGAUUGUCUACUGCAGCAACGGCGCACCAUCACCACAAACAACAACCCCGGCAGUGACGUGUCCGAAACAAGUGAAUCCAAUAUGUCGACCACCACGGGCAAACCCGAGUUCCAGCGCUUGCCGAACAACGUGCUCCCGGUGCACUACGAGCUGUCCCUGAAGCCCGACCUGACGGCCCUCACGUUCGAGGGCACCACCACCGUACAGCUGAAGGUCAACGCUCCGACGGAUCGCAUCACGCUGAAUGCGCUAGACCUAAAGAUCCUGAAGGCGACGGUAACGUUCGGCGAAACGACACUCGACUCGCAGGACAUACAGUUCGAUGCGGGCCAAGAGACGGCCUGCCUGGUGUUCGGCACUGAACUGCCCGUUGGGGAAGCUUCGCUGGCCGUUGAGUUCACGGGCGAGUUGAAUGACAAGAUGAAGGGCUUCUACCGGAGCAAAUACUUCACGGCCAGCGGCGAGGAGCGGUACGCCGGUGUGACGCAGUUCGAAGCGACAGAUGCGCGUCGUUGCUUCCCCUGCUGGGACGAGCCCGCCCUAAAGGCCACCUUCGACAUAACGCUCACGGUACCGAAGGACCGGGUGGCCCUGUCAAACAUGCCGGUUCGCGAGGAAACGGUCGGCGGUGACGGACUGCGGGUACUGUGCUUCGACCGCACGCCCAUCAUGUCCACGUACCUGGUGGCGGUGGUGGUGGGCGAGUAUGACUACGUCGAGGACAAGUCCGCGGACGGGGUGCUGGUGCGCGUGUACACACCGGUCGGCAAGAAGGAGCAGGGUCGCUUUGCGCUGGACGUCGCUACGAAGGUGCUGCCGUACUACAAGGAUUACUUCAACAUCGCGUACCCGUUGCCGAAGAUGGACCUGAUCGCGAUCUCCGACUUUUCGGCGGGCGCGAUGGAGAACUGGGGCCUUAUCACGUACCGCGAGACGUUUGUGCUGGUCGAUCCGGAGAACACGUCGCUCAUUCGCAAGCAGUCGAUCGCGCUGACCGUCGGGCACGAGAUUGCGCACCAGUGGUUCGGCAACCUCGUCACGAUGGAGUGGUGGACGCACCUGUGGCUGAACGAGGGUUACGCCUCGUUCGUGGAGUUCCUGUGCGUGGAUCACCUGUUCCCGGGGUACGAUAUCUGGACGCAGUUCGUCACCGACAUGUACACACACGCGCUCGAGCUCGACUGCCUGCGCAACUCGCACCCGAUCGAGGUACCGGUCGGGCACCCGUCCGAGAUUGACGAGAUCUUCGACGAGAUCAGCUACAAUAAGGGCGCCAGUGUGAUCCGGAUGCUGCAUCACUACAUCGGCGAUGAGGACUUCAAGCGUGGCAUGCACGUGUACCUUACGCGCCAUCAGUACCGCAACACGAGCACCGAGGACCUGUGGCAGGCGCUGCAGGAAGCGAGCAGCAAACCGGUCGGCGCCGUUAUGUCCACCUGGAUCAAGCAGAUGGGCUUCCCGGUGGUGCGCGUCCUCUCGUCCACCGAUCUGCCCGGCAACAAGCGGCUGCUGAAGAUCGCACAGGAAAAGUUCUGCGCCGACGGAUGCCAACCGAGCGAACCGUGCCGCUGGAUGAUCCCGGUCAACGUGUCCACGCCGAAGUCGGCCAACGCUGUCUCGACCGUGCUCGAGGCGGACACGGCUGACAUCACCGUCGAGGGUGUCGGGCCAGACGAUUGGGUCAAGAUCAACCCCGGAACGAUCGGCUACUAUCGUACGCAGUAUCCGGCCGACAUGCUCGAUCAGUUCCUGCCCGCCAUCAAAGACCAGUCGCUGCCACCGCUCGACCGACUCGGCCUGAUCGAUGAUCUCUUUGCUCUGGUGCAAGCUGGCAAGAGUUCCACCGUUGAUGCCCUCAAAGUGAUCGAAGCGUACCGGAACGAGAGCAACUAUACCGUUUGGGCGUCGAUAACAAACUGUCUGGCGAAACUGCAGCUCCUACUAGCGCACACACCUGUCGCGGAGGAGUUCAAUGCGUACGGAGUUCGGCUGUAUCGUCCGGUCGCCGAAAAGCUCGGUUGGGACGUGAAGCCGGACGAGAGCCAUCUGGAUACGCUGCUUCGCUCACUCGUCCUGGGCCGCCUGGUUUCUUUCCGUUGUCCAAAGACGGUGGCCGAAGCGAAGCGAAGAUUCGCAGAGCAUGCGCAAAACAAGAGCGUUCUGCCGGCGGAUCUGCGCAGCACGUGCUAUAAGGCGGUCCUACAGAACGGCGACCUCGAGACGUACAACGAAAUGCUGCGGCUGUACCGUGCCACGGAUCUGCACGAGGAAAAGGAUCGCAUUUCGCGCGCCCUCGGCUCGAUCGGUAACGUGGACAUCCUGCGCAAGGUGAUCGAGUUCGCGAUGUCGGAGGAGGUGCGCGCCCAGGACUCGGUGUUCGUAAUCGUAUCGGUGGCGAUGAACCCGAAGGGACGCGACAUGACCUGGGAGUACUUCCGCGAGCGCUGGCAGGUGCUGCUGAACCAGUACGAGGGUGGGUUCCUGCUCGCGCGCCUCAUCAAGUACCUGACGGAGAACUUUUCCACCGAGGAGCGGGCACUCGAGGUGGAGCAGUUCUUCCGCGAGCACGAGUUCCCCGGAACCGAGCGGACCGUGUCGCAGUCGAUCGAGACGAUCCGGCUGAAUGCGGACUGGUUGCGGCGUGAUCUAGACGCCAUCCAGGCCUACCUAAAGCAGCAGCAGCAACAGCAGCAAGAAUAGAGCGUUGGAAGCGAGAACACCCGCCUCUUUCGAUAACCUAACGAUAUCAGCAGAUCUGCAGUGUGCCAUCGUUCGCACCGGCCAACAACUUCCCAGCCGGGAUAGUCCUCCGGUACGAACGGGAACAGACAAACACCAAAUGAAGGAACAUUAAUUGCCUCAACCAACACCCACCACUCGGACGUUGGGCCGGACCGGUCACCGGCAGAAACAGAGAGCUUGUGUGCGCCGCUAGGCCCUUCGACGCACCCUUGAACUUCAUCAUUUAACGGGGCCAGAUGGAAGCAGGACGCUAGCCGUAGAACAACAUCAAACACUGUGUACGUGUGUGUGUGUAUGUAACUUUACUGUACUUUUUCUGUUUUGUUAUUUUUUCUGUUAUGUCUUGUUUACGUGUUGCUGCCAUCGGUCGUACGCAGACGUUGCGGAAGCGAACCGUCUUUAUACGUUCGUUUGUUAAUUUGUAGGUUAUCAUUAUCUAGUGCAUUUUCGUUCACCGUUCUCACUCCCGUUUCAAUCACAUCGCGAGGGGAACACGUGGGGUUGGAAUGUGUGCGUGUUAAACCUUUUUCUUACCCCAUCGCCCACAUUUGUUUGUUGCAUUUAAGCCAAAGUUUCAUGGGAAAAAAUUGACUUGUCUAGCCCAGAGAAAGGACAAGGUAACGACAGGAUGAUAGUACCGUAGACGUGUAUCGAUUUGCGAAACCGCAAUAUCUGUUGCGUGCAUUAAACUCUUAACCGUUUCACUCCUCAAUGAGCAAAAAGAGGUUCACCAGGGAGAAUGUAAGAAGCGUAUUAUGAACGUAUUAUAGAAAGUUCUCUAACUUUACGAUAAACCUGUUUCGGUAGGCCCCCGAAAAAGAAUUAGUUUUGACACCUAAAUAUCACGAAUCAUGGACGAUUAUUUGCAAACGUUAUUAUUUGCACCGAUUGCGCCAAACGGCGCACUUUGGCCAAUGCCACUGUUCUUAUAGUUUAAUGUUGUAUUUUAAUAAUAACAAGCAAUAAAACUACGGUACGUCACUAGCAGCAA